Brassica rapa (field mustard) is the source of this 868-nucleotide messenger RNA. It is a transcript of the gene BCPI-2, whose product is annotated as cysteine proteinase inhibitor 12. Lineage: Eukaryota; Viridiplantae; Streptophyta; Magnoliopsida; Brassicales; Brassicaceae. Gene Ontology annotation, molecular function: cysteine-type endopeptidase inhibitor activity. The record is from RefSeq and is a predicted model, not a curated record.
AAAUAUCUAAAAAGAAACUCAAAGAUUCACCGAACCAAAUAAAAAAAGAUGCAAAGCCGUUUCUUCUUCUUCAUCAUUGUUAUCUCUCUCUCCCCCAUCUUCAUUUCCCCCCUGAUCGCUACUUUCUGCAACGAAGACAUGGCCAUGCUCGGAGGCGUUCGCGAUGUACCUGCUAACCAGAACAGUGGUGAGGUCGAGAGCCUCGCUCGUUUCGCUGUCGAUGAACACAACAAGAAAGAGAAUGCACUGCUCGAGUUCGCGAGAGUGGUGAAGGCGAAAGAGCAAGUUGUGGCGGGAACGAUGCACCACCUGACUCUGGAGAUCAUCGAGGCUGGGAAGAAGAAGCUUUACGAGGCUAAAGUGUGGGUGAAGCCUUGGUUGAACUUCAAGGAGUUGCAGGAGUUCAAGCCUGCUAGUGAUGAUGGUUCCCCUUCUGCCACCAUCACUCCCUCAGAUCUUGGCUGCAAGAAAGAUGAGGGUGCAUCUGGAUGGAGGGAAGUUCCAGGAGAUGAUCCGGAAGUGCAGCACGUUGCUGAUCAUGCUGUUAAGACUAUACAGCAGAGGUCUAACUCUUUGUUUCCUUAUGAACUUCAGGAGGUUGUUCAUGCCAACGCUGAGGUCACUGGGGAGGCUGCAAAGUACAACAUGGUUCUGAAGUUGAAGAGAGGAGAGAAGGAGGAGAAGUUCAAGGUGGAGGUUCACAAGAACCAUGAAGGUGUUCUCCAUCUCAACCACAUGGAGCAACACCAUGACUAGUUCCGUAUGUAAUAAUAUUGGCUGUUUGCUUACUCUGUAAGAUAUUUUAACUUCUGAUGCUACUAUUAAUCCCUUAAAUAACAUACCAGAAGAAAUAAAUUAAGUUACAGUC